Molecule: messenger RNA, 2262 nt
Organism: Colletotrichum gloeosporioides
Lineage: Eukaryota; Fungi; Ascomycota; Sordariomycetes; Glomerellales; Glomerellaceae
Exons: 8
Coding region: 1-2262 (753 amino acids)
Source: RefSeq, a predicted model, not a curated record
AUGAGCGGCAAGCUAGCGUUGGCCACGAGCGGCUCUAUUGCUAGUAGGAGCGGCAGCGCAGGCCACUCUGAUGAUGGCAAAGAAGCACUUGAGCAUGCAUUGGCAUCUUUCCAGUCAAUUCUCAGUGACGAAGAGCGCAUAAAGCUCCAACACACAAGGGGGAGCUCUUGUGAUGCUGGAUCGAUCAUCCAGUUUACUCACGAGCUAGACAAUCUGGACGCGAGCCGCAAGGGGAAAAGCAUCGCUACGACAUUGUACUCACUUUUCCAGACUGUUGAACAAUUUUAUCAGAUCGCAGACACAUACGUGUCUUCUCACCCCGAGGUCGCAGCACUGGUAUGGGGCUCGGUCAAAGUGACGUUCAUGAUCUUAGGCAACUUCACAUCAUACUUCCAGAAGUUUUCAGAGCUCCUCCGAGGGUUUGAUCAAUUUGUGCCACGCCUUGCACAGUAUCGACAACUUUUCCCUGACUCGACGCGUUUAAGGCGUGCCACAUACGAGUUCCAGGCCGCGGUAAUUUCGUGCUGUGCUCAAGUGGUCAUCGCCACGCGGCGCACAUGGCAAAAGCAACUUGUGACGGCGCUGUCGCUAUCAUUCCAAGCCGAAAUGCGACCUUUUGUUGAUGAUAUACGCGCAAAGGCGAAACAAGUCAAAGAAGAAAUCGGACUUGCUAAAGCGCAGGUCGACCAUCAUGAGCAAACCCUCCAGUCUGAUGAACGGCGCCACGCGAGCAGGUUUCGAGGGGAGCUUUCCAGGUGGUUUGCGAGAUCAGAACAAGAAGUUCACAAUUUGAGGCAGGACGAGCUGGCUCGAGCAACGGCGUAUGCAUGGAACCACCUUUUGGAGAAGCUUUCUUCCUAUGACCAUACCAUGGCUUUCAAAAAUGCACGGGCAAAGCGGCAUAACGGAACUGCAGAAUGGGUAUUCCUUGAUGAUCACUUUCUCGACUGGUACAAUGCGGAAGAUUCUGCCAUUCUGAAUGUUUUUGGUAUGAUCGGCGCAGGCAAGACAGUCCUCACGUCUAAGAACAAACACGCUGAUAACCUGCAAAGGGCAAACAUAGUCGAUUAUCUAAUGCAGCAUCGGCGGCAACAAAAUCAAGCAAUCACGUUCUUCUUCGUUUGUUUCGAUGAUCUAGCAAGUCAGCGAUCGGAACAUAUCAUAAAUUCAAUCAUUCGACAACUUCUCGGCCAUGUAUUAUUAGAUACAGAUAUUCUUCGCUCUCUCAAAAUCUCGAAGGGACGGAUUUUCGACCACGAUUCGCUUUUAACCCUUUGGACAAAAGCAAUGCAAGAAUUCGAAGUCUUCUGGCUAGUUCUGGAUGGGCUUUACGAGUGCACUCCAAACGAGCGAGGGAUCGUUUCCGGAUUUAUUUCCAAGCUACUUCGGGCCUCAGAUGAAAGGCACAAAGUGAAAGUCCUUUUCUCGUCGCGGGAGUGCUUCAGAAACGAAUUUGACCGAGUCGACACAGCGAGAUUUGAGGUCAGUCUGAGCGCCCAGACUAUCAGCGACGAUCUCAGACGAUAUACCAAAGAAGUUCUACUUGAGAGAAUUGACGCAAGGGAUUUGGUGAUUCAAGACCCAGAGUUGCUUUGUGAAGUUCAAGAUGAAAUAGGCCUCGGAGGAGAAGGAAUGUUUCUUUGGGUCUUUCUUGCAAUUCAGGACAUCUGUUCCCGGACUAGCGACUAUGACAUACGGCAUACCUUGGGCAGUAUCCCAAGAAAACUCUCAGACACCUUCGACCGGGCUCUGCGACGCAUUACAAAUAAUAACAAAACCGACGUCGCACGGAAAAUCUUCUGUUGGACAGCUGUUGUCCGUCUCCCUCUGACCGUCGACCAGUUGAGAGAAGCAUUGGCCAUUGAAGUUGGGCAAGAAUCCUCCCGUCCAGACCUAUAUCCCAAUGGUAUUGAAAGGCUUGCCUCUUGGUGCGAAAACCUGAUUCAAGUUGAUGAAGCGAGUGAGCUAGUUCGCUUCAGUCACCACUCUAUCCGCCAAUACCUACUAGCUAUGACAGGCGAUUUUUCAAUCAACCAUUCGUUCUGGGACCAUCGCGUCGGAGAACUAUGCGCAACGUAUCUCAAUUUCAACGAUUUCAAGAGAGCUAUGUGCCUCUUGGUAGUUAUCUCGGGACUAUUGCCGAGGAAACGAUUCGGAAUGUACUUCCAAGCAGGCCGGGAAGUCAUGUUGCACGAGCCUUCAAGAGGAGAUUUCGGAAAACCGCGUCACACUCGUUUGCAAGCCAAGAACAAAAGCCUUUAG